Messenger RNA from Soboliphyme baturini, 279 nucleotides. The record is from the annotation of a GenBank genome assembly. Lineage: Eukaryota; Metazoa; Nematoda; Enoplea; Dioctophymatida; Soboliphymatidae.
AUGGGCAGCGCGGCGACGAAAUGCAACUCGUCGUUCUCGCAGAGCUGUAGAUCACAGGUUCACGUUCCACAUGGCCCAGAGGAGUUCAGCGCCUUGCCGGCCAUCGACAAACGACUACCGUUCACCAAUUACCGAGAGUGGUACAGCUUGAAAAACUAUUGGAAGACCGUCCAGCGGAACAAGGAGAAAUGCGCCAAGCUCUUGCUGUACAGGUACUCUGAAACGUUUUCGUAUGAAAUAAUCUCUUCACAUAAGUUUGGAGAGAAUCUGUACAGUUAA